Gossypium raimondii (Peruvian cotton) is the source of this 769-nucleotide messenger RNA. Its product is annotated as glycine-rich protein 2. The transcript has a single exon. NCBI's taxonomy places the organism in Eukaryota, Viridiplantae, Streptophyta, Magnoliopsida, Malvales, Malvaceae. The record is from RefSeq and is a predicted model, not a curated record. Gene Ontology annotation, molecular function: nucleic acid binding; zinc ion binding. Bases 105 to 593 code for a protein of 162 amino acids.
ACCAUUUGCAUUUUACUAUUUACACUGUUUAUUCGAUAUAAAAAACUCCCCACAUCCGCCUUGUUCAUCGCCUCAGUCACUUUACGUUUUUUUAGGGUAAAAAAAUGGCAGAGAGUAGGUUGGCCGGAACGGUGAAGUGGUUCAACGACCAAAAGGGUUUUGGGUUCAUCACUCCGACGGACGGCGGCGACGACGUUUUCGUUCACCAGUCAUCGAUCCGUUCCGAUGGGUUCCGUAGCCUUGCAGAUGGUGAAGAGGUCGAGUUCGUCAUUGAGUCUUCCGAAGGUCGUUCCAAGGCUGUUGAUGUUACUGGACCCAACGGCGAACCUGUUCGUGGCAGCUCGAGAUCCGGACGCGGUGGCGCCGGCGGUGGUGGUGGGUACAGAGGUGGAGGGAGGGAAGGUGGCUAUGGUGGAGGAGGGUGUUUUAAGUGUGGAGAGGUUGGACAUUUGGCAAGGGACUGUGGGCAAGGUGGCAGCGGCGGCGGCGGUGGAAGAUACGGGGGUGGCGGAGGUGGAUACAGUGGGUUGGCUUGUUACAACUGUGGUGUCGCCGGUCACUUUGCCCGGGAAUGCCCUGGCAAUAACCGUUGAGCCUUAAUCCCUGCAGUCUAUUAUGAAGUAUUGUUAGGUUUUUGAGUAUUUCAAGGAUUAUAAUGUUAGUUAUAUUGUGAUGUUUUAAAAUAGUUGUAAUGGGCACUUUUUGUAAAGUUAUUUGCUCUAAUGGAAGAAUUUGGUAUAAGAAAUGGAAAUAAUGUUAAAACUUAAAA